ACCGAGGACUUGCAGCACCACGUGCUUGGACUGUCACAUGUGACCUACAGCGGAGAGCAGGACACAGGACAGCAUGGCGAGUAAUGAUCCCGGAGGUUUUUUGCAGCAGCUGAGGCAGAUUGUCGGCAGGAUGGGGUCUGGCCCGCGAGGGGCUGGGGUGGGUAUCAAGCUCCUCAUCGGAGCUGGAGCUCUUGCCUAUGGGGUCAAAGAAGCCACAUACACAGUGGAGGGUGGCCAGAGAGCAAUUAUCUUCAGCAGAAUUGGAGGAAUGCAGAUGGACACUGUGCUUGCAGAAGGAUUGCACUUCAGGAUACCAUGGUUCCAGUACCCUAUCAUCUAUGAUAUUCGAGCCAGGCCCAGGAAGAUUUCAUCCCUCACUGGAAGCAAAGAUCUUCAGAUGGUAAACAUUGGUCUUCGUGUGCUGUCUCGACCGAUUGCCUCCCAAUUGCCGGUCAUGUACCAGCAGCUGGGGAAAGACUACGACGAACGUGUGCUUCCUUCUAUCGUCAAUGAGGUGCUUAAGAGUGUGGUGGCCAAGUUCAAUGCCUCCCAACUGAUCACACAGAGAGCCCAGGUGUCACUACUCAUAAGGCGAGAUCUAAUAGAGAGAGCGAAAGACUUUAACAUCAUCCUGGAUGACGUGGCCAUCACAGAGCUCAGCUUCAGCAAAGAGUACACUGCUGCUGUGGAGGCCAAACAAGUUGCCCAGCAGGAGGCUCAAAGAGCUCAGUUUUAUGUAGAGAAGGCCAAACAGGACCAGAGACAGAAGAUUAUACAGGCUGAGGGUGAAGCUGAGGCUGCUAAAAUGUUGGGUCAAGCUGUUACGAAGAACCCUGGCUACCUAAAACUCAGACGUAUCAGAGCAGCCCAAAAUAUUGCCAAAACGGUGGCAGCUUCUCAGAACAAAGUGUACCUGAGCGCAGACAGCCUCGUUUUGAACCUCCAGGACAGCUCCUUUGACAACCUGUCACUGGGGAAAUGAAGAGCAUCAUCCAUGAAGAACAUAUGCAUUCCAUAUGUAAGCAGUGUUCCCCUUCCCAAAACGUGACUGUGAGCCGAGCCUCUCAGAGUACAGUUCUGCUGGGUCUCAGAUGAGACAUUGGUCAGGCAGUCUUAUAGAUGCAUCUGUUUAUACACAGUCAUUCAGUCAUUCAGGAUUAUUUUCUAGUACAUUCAGCUCAAGAAUUGGGAGUUUUGGUAUUAGGGAACUCUAAAUACUAAUGGUGAUCACAAAAUAAACACUGCAAACAAUAAAUGGUCACUUGUUCAUAUAUUUCUAAAUGUCAAUGUUAUACCUAAUGUUGCUGAUUGGUUGUUUACAAAACAUGAAGCUUUUUUUUUUUUUUUGCCCCAGGUUUUUUUUUUUUGUAUCAUUAUUAUUAGUAGUAGUAGUACUAUAAUAACCAUUCAAUUUUCUCAAAAAAAUUUAACUUUAUGAAAUGUUGACAGAUCCUAUUGUACUUGCAGACAUUUUGAUUAAAUAAUGUGUUUAAGACUA
Molecule: messenger RNA, 1498 nt
Organism: Carassius auratus (goldfish)
Lineage: Eukaryota; Metazoa; Chordata; Actinopteri; Cypriniformes; Cyprinidae
Gene: phb2a
Product: prohibitin 2a
Exons: 10
Coding region: 74-982 (302 amino acids)
Biological process (GO): mitochondrion organization
Cellular component (GO): mitochondrion; membrane
Source: RefSeq, a predicted model, not a curated record